AAGUUUAUGCAAAGGGAGGGUCUGGAUUCAGAUUUGUAGUCAACUUAAAUGAGAGGACAUGUUUCUGCAGGGCUUGGCAAGGGUCAGAAAUACCCUGCAAACAUCCUAUUGCAUAUAUCACAUUAGUUCCUAGUGCAAAAUUGGAAGAUCAUGUGGAUGACUACUUCUCAGUCUAGAAAUUCAAGGCUACAUAUGAAGAUCGAGUCCCCAGUAUUCCUGACAAGUCCAUGUGGCCCAAAGCUACACAUGGCUUCUUCAUGCAUCCUCCAUUGCUCAAGUCCACUGCAGGAGGAAGGAGGAAGAACAGGAUGAAAUCAGCUAUGGAGGGAGGUAGUAGCAGGAAAACACCUGUGGAGGGAGCUGGUACCGGAAAGAAACAUGAGUGCCCAAUAUUCCAUGAGAGAGGGCACCACUAGUACACCUGUAAGAAUGGAAAUCCAGAAGACAUAGCUGCAAUGGAGGCUGAGAGGGGUCCACCAAAGAAAAGGCUGAAGAAAGCAGCUAGUUGUGCCACAGAGACUAGCAUUAUUGUGGCCGCUCCUGCAUCAGGGAUGGUAUUCCCACACAAUGAGACAGUUGACAAAACUACACAUAAGAAAAGGAAGAGAAAAGCAUCAUCUUCAGCAAGGGUCACCAAAGGAAAGGGGUCAACAUCCACUACAUCAACAAGUACUACAAAUACCAGAUCUGCAACUGGAUCCAAUGACCCUGUUCCUAUCCAAAUGGUGCACACAACCCACCAUUUUCAUGAAGACAUUGGAUCACAAAUGUAGACAGAUCAGGUGCAUACUAUAAUGCAUCAUCCUUCAUCAACGAAGAAAAGUGCCAUCAAGACACCAAAGAAGCUUCCAGUUCAGACAGCCACCCCAGCCAGUCCUGCUUCAAAUACUAGAAGCAAAAAGAAACUUCAGCUUGAAUAAAUUGUAAUUUCUAUGUGAUGCAACAUCACUUUCUUUUGCCAUGCCUAGUACUUGUGGCUUUGAGGAACUACUUGCUCUAUUCUGUUCUUUUAUAUAAGGAACAUGUAAUUUAAGACGUUUCGUUUUGGAUGCCCAAUUCUUUUGUGAUGGAAACCAGUAACUUAGUUGCUAAA
Molecule: messenger RNA, 1093 nt
Organism: Panicum virgatum (switchgrass)
Lineage: Eukaryota; Viridiplantae; Streptophyta; Magnoliopsida; Poales; Poaceae
Exons: 3
Coding region: 456-773 (105 amino acids)
Source: RefSeq, a predicted model, not a curated record